Molecule: messenger RNA, 1143 nt
Organism: Cavenderia fasciculata
Lineage: Eukaryota; Evosea; Eumycetozoa; Acytosteliales; Cavenderiaceae
Exons: 4
Coding region: 1-1143 (380 amino acids)
Molecular function (GO): nucleic acid binding
Source: RefSeq, a predicted model, not a curated record
AUGGAGGAAUUAGCAAGCACAAAGCAAGAUCAGAAACAGGUGUAUGGAGAGAUUUUAGGUGUUUUAACAGUCUUUUGGGAAUACUCUUGGUGGAGAGGUUUUAGAUCGAGAUACGUAGAUCUCAAGCUUAGAUAUGUUCGCUCUCAAGAUUAUAAAAGGGCACUUGCUGAACAAAAAGGUGGUUCUGACGCAUGGAUCAAGGAAACUAGAGAUUUCAUAGUAAAACAUGGUAUCAAACAAGAAAAUAUAUUCAACAUUGAUGAAAAGGGAGUUCUCUUCACAGAUACUAAACAAAAGGUAGAUGAGUCAAUCAAGCUAGACUGUGUCCAAUUUUUUGUUAAACAGCUGACAACACCUGGCGACAAGUUACUUUUGGUCGACAAUCAUGGAAGUAAUUUUAGUCCUGAAUUACUUCAAUGGGCCAAUGAAAACAAGGUUCACAUUAAGAGCUUUCCAUCCAAUAUGACACAUAUCUUACAACCUUUGGAUCUUGUCAUUUUUUCAUCAUUCUCUCAAUCACUAAAGAAUAUGAUACUAAAACAACUUCAAGACAAACCCAACUUUAAAAUCGCACCCGAACACUACCAACAGUUUUCAUGCUUUGCAUGGGUCGAAGCAACAAAGCCAACCAACGUAAUGGCUGCUUGGAACAAGUCAGGUAUCAUUAAUUGUUCGCCACUCUCACCACAAGAUCAGGGAUUGAUACCAAAACCACCCAAGGCAACAAAAAAAUCUUCAAAGGCUCUUGCUCUUGUUCAAACCACUUCUAAUGCAUUGGUAACGACAGAUUCUUUACCACACAAGCAAAGAUCAAUGAUGAUGAGAGAUAAGAUGAGUACAGGCACUGUCUGGACCGACGACACAAAUCGAGACUUGGUUAUUCAUUAUAAAAAAGAGACACGAAAGAGAAGACAGCCAAAAAAAUCAGACUCUGGAGAUGUUAACCUGAGCCAAGUUAACAAUUAUAACACCUUUAACCAAAUUAAUGUGGCUACCGGCGAAAUGCGAGAUGAAAAUAAUAGACCAGCUAAAAGAAUAGCCUAUGAAAGCAAUACCAACUCAUCAUCCCAACUGUCAACCACUAUUCAAAAUCCUUCCUUAGUCUCUUCCGUCAAAUCCCUAUUUAAUAAAUUCUUGCAUUGA